CAAUCCCAUUUUCUCCCCACCUUCUUUGUCCGAAUCCGACCACAUUGUAUACCCCCCCCUCUCCCGAACCAUCUCCCCUCUCCCAACAAACCCAGACAAAAUGGUUCAAGAGAAGACGAAGGGUGUGAAGCACGCGCUGCUGGAGCGGCCAUGGUUCGUAGCCGUGGCCCUUGCCGGUCUCAUAGGCGGUGCAAUGAUCAUAACGAGCUUGACCCGUGCCGUGGACGAGAGAAUCUCGAUGUGCUCAACGGCUAAGGACAGAGCCAAGGCCAUAGCCGAGUACUCGGCCACGCCUCUCCAGCUCCAAGCCAUCGUCCACUACGCCACAUCACGAAUCGUUCCGCAACAGUCCCUGCCCGAGAUCACAGUGACAUUGGACGUGCUAAAGGACCGGUCGCCUUGCAACUUUCUGGUCUUCGGACUCGGUCAUGACUCGCUCAUGUGGGCGUCGCUUAAUCCACGUGGCACCACCGUGUUCCUCGAGGAGGACCCUGACUGGAUUGGCACCGUCCUCAAGGCUGCGCCAUCGCUGCAUGCUCACCAUGUCACCUACCGGACCAAACUCUCCGAAGCCGAUCGCCUUCUGGCCACGUACCGGUCCAAGCCACGGUGUUUGCCCUCCAAGGCCUUCCCGAUCCGGUAUAACGAGGAGUGCCCAUUGGCGCUGACGUCACUUCCCGACGAGAUCUAUGAGACGGAAUGGGAUCUGAUCAUGAUCGAUGCUCCUAGGGGAUAUUUCGCGGCGGCUCCUGGGAGGAUGUCGGCGAUAUUCUCGGCGGCCACGAUGGCGAGGAACCGAAGGGGACAGGGUAUGACCCACGUCUUCCUUCACGACGUCGACCGGAAAGUUGAAAAGACAUUCGCCGAGGAGUUUCUUUGCCGGAAAUUCAGGGUUAACUCAUCCGGCAGGCUUUGGCAUUUUGAGAUACCGAACGCUGCUAACAUGAGCGGCGAACCGGUCGACCGGUUCUGCUAAAAUGCGCCCGGUUUCGGUAUGUACAAUAUAUAUCGCUUGUCGUUGGGUGUUUUUGGGUUGCUUCUUUGCGUAAGAUUAGAUUGAACCUAUAGUUAAUUUUCUCUGCGGUUAUAUAAAAUUCAAAAAACCUAAAUUUGUAGUCUUUCGUUAUAUAUGAUAUUCAUCAGAAAUAUUUCGUAUAGUUCGAAUAUUA
Messenger RNA from Tarenaya hassleriana, 1169 nucleotides. RefSeq names its product probable methyltransferase At1g27930. The transcript is spliced from 2 exons. The record is from RefSeq and is a predicted model, not a curated record. NCBI's taxonomy places the organism in Eukaryota, Viridiplantae, Streptophyta, Magnoliopsida, Brassicales, Cleomaceae. The coding region runs from base 101 to 976 and encodes 291 amino acids. Gene Ontology annotation, biological process: xylan biosynthetic process.